CUUUAUCACUUUGAGCAAGAAUGGCAGCACUCAUCUUUGACUUUCAAUACUGCUUCAUCAUAACCCUUCUAUGCCUCUUAUCACUCCUAUGCUACUAUUUCAUCUUCAAGCACCCUAAGAACUCACGGCUUGUUGCCUAUGGCUGUGAUCUGCCUCCAAGCCCUCCAUCACUUCCGAUCAUAGGCCAUCUUCACCUUCUCCUCUCUUCCCUUGCUCACAAAUCCUUACAGAAACUGUCAUCCAAGUAUGGACCUCUCAUCCAUUUUCGCGUCUUCAACUUCCCUGUUGUCCUUGUUUCCUCGGCCUGCGUGGCCUACGAGAUCUUUAAGGCUCAUGACUUGAACAUCUCGUCUCGUGACAACCCCUCAAUCGACGAUUCCCUCUUGAUUGGAUCUUCUGUCUUUGGUAGUGCUCCUUAUGGAGAUUAUUUUAAGUUCAUGAAGAAGCUCCUGGUUACUAAGCUCCUUGGACCGCAGGCACUUGAGCGGUCACGAGGCAUCCGAACGAACGAGCUAGAGCGGUUUCAUUCAAUCCUGCUUGAUAAGGCGAUGAAGAAGGAGAGUGUUGAGGUUGGAAAGGAAGCAACAAAGCUCAGUAACAACAGCCUCUGGAGGAUGUGCACGGGGAGAAGUUUUUCGGAGGAAAAUGGUGAGGCUGAGAGAGUCAGGGGAUUGGUUACUGAGUUAGAUGGCUUGACAAAGAAGGUGUUGUUUGCAACUUUGCUGCGCACGCCCCUUGAGAAGCUUGGAAUCUCAUUGUUUAAAAAGGAGAUCAUGUGUGUUUCCAACAGCUUUGACGAGGUGCUGGAGAGGGUCCUUGUGGAACAUGAACAGAAUUUGGAUGAGCAUCAAGAUAGGGACAUGUUGGACGUCUUGUUGGCAGCUUAUGGAGAUGAGAAGGCAGAGCAUAAGAUUACCAGGAACCACAUCAAGGCGUUUUUUGUGGAGAUUUUCUUUGCAGGUAAUGACACCUCAGCACAAUCAAUACAGUGGACAAUGGCAGAGAUUAUUAACAAACCCACAAUUCUUGAGAGGUUGAGAGAAGAAAUUGAUUCUGUGGUAGGGAAAACAAGGUUAAUUCAAGAAACCGAUCUACCAAAACUCCCCUAUUUGCAAGCGGUGGUUAAGGAAGGACUCCGAUUGCACCCACCAUUGCCUCUCUUUGUAAGGACGUUCCAAGAAGGGUGUAAGAUUGGAGGUUUCUACAUACCAGAAAAGACAACACUUCUUGGUAAUGCUUAUGUUAUGAUGAGAGAUCCGAAUGUCUGGGAAGACCCUGAGGAGUUCAAACCAGAGAGAUUUCUACCUUAUUCAAGAUUAGGGGAAGGAGAGGAAAGAAGAGAGAACACACUUAAGUACAUUCCAUUCGGGAGUGGAAGAAGAGGUUGUCCUGGAUCGAAUCUGGGUUAUAUCUUUGUUGGAACCGCAGUUGGAAUGAUGGUGCAAUGCUUUGACUGGAAAAUCAAAGGAGACAGGGUUAACAUGGAUGAGGCUGGAGGACUAAACUUAACUAUGGCUCAUCCCCUAAAGUGCACUCCUGUUCCCCGAAGCCAGGGUUUACUUGCUAAUCUGCAGAUGCCCUCAAGUUCGUAAUUUUCAGAUGUCUUUGAACCUCUGAACUCACAGACAAAGAAAGGUCCUGAAAUUUCGUUAAUCUGGUAAGGAAAAUCUGCUCUAAGUUGUCAUUGUUUCAAUUUACUAUGUUUUUUGUUUGAUAAUCACGCUGUACUGUAUGAUACUAUAAAUUGUAUGUACAA
Molecule: messenger RNA, 1756 nt
Organism: Capsella rubella
Lineage: Eukaryota; Viridiplantae; Streptophyta; Magnoliopsida; Brassicales; Brassicaceae
Product: cytochrome P450 705A20
Exons: 2
Coding region: 21-1592 (523 amino acids)
Cellular component (GO): membrane
Molecular function (GO): oxidoreductase activity, acting on paired donors, with incorporation or reduction of molecular oxygen, NAD(P)H as one donor, and incorporation of one atom of oxygen; heme binding; iron ion binding
Source: RefSeq, a predicted model, not a curated record